Erpetoichthys calabaricus (reedfish) is the source of this 2682-nucleotide messenger RNA. RefSeq names its product carabin. The transcript is spliced from 15 exons. Bases 161 to 1987 code for a protein of 608 amino acids. NCBI's taxonomy places the organism in Eukaryota, Metazoa, Chordata, Cladistia, Polypteriformes, Polypteridae. The record is from RefSeq and is a predicted model, not a curated record.
GCCGGGACUGAAAUGGUUGGAAGGAAUGCGAUUUGUUAUCUGUGUGCUCGUCAAAACACACAAAAAACAACUUUAUAGGACGUUGGUGGUUUUCCCUUCACUUUCUUCUUACGAGUGCACACUUCAAGUCUAGUUUCGACGCAUUAUCUGUCAGAAAAACAUGUUCCGAAGACGAUCAAGCAGUCGCUAUAGCAGAGGGUCGAAGAGGAAAAAUAUUUUCUUGGGAUUUGAUGAGUUCGGAUUUGCAAUAUAUCGUAAAAAUUCACAUGAAAGCAAAAUGCAACACAGGUGUCACGAGUACAGCUAUCCUAAAAUGGACAUAAAAACUCUGAACAGACUGGAGGAACUCCUUAGAAAUUGGGAUCAAAGCAAUUAUGUUUGCAGAAAUAAGUUAAUUCCAUUCAUCCAUGCAGGUAUUCCUGCUAACUUACGUGGUUUUGUUUGGAAAUGUCUCCUGGGAACUGAUACUCUUCAAGAAAGCAGUGAUUUUAGUUAUCAGGAAUGUCUGAGAGAAAUUAGGAUGGUACUUGUUGACUUGGGUGUGAGUGAAUAUGGAAUUUCUUCAGCCAUUAUUACUCUUACUGAGGCAGAAAAUGGCAUUGAUUCAAGGAGUGGAAAAUCCUGUUCUUCUAGUGUUACUGGUAUUUCUCCAGAAGACAUCAUCACCUAUCGACAGAUAGCUCUUGAUCUACAAAGGUCAUUUCCUUCUCAUCGCUCUCUUAUGGGAAAUAACUCUGAAGCUAUAGAAGGGCAAGCAAAGUUGUUUCGCAUCCUCUUGGCAUAUGCAAAGUACAAUACUAGGACAGGCUACAGUCAAGGAAUGUCCUAUAUUGCUGCAAUGCUCCUGAUGAACUUACCAGAGGAGGAUGCAUUUUGGACAUUGGUUGCCUUACUAGAUGGGCCAAAUUAUUUAGCUGGACUUUUUGAUCAGUCUCUGCUGAAGAUUCAGCAUAAUGCCAAAAUAUUUCAAGAACUACUAAAGCAUAAACAACCACAGCUUUACCAACAUAUUGAUAGUCUGGGAGUGACAGCUUUGCAUUUUGUUACACCAUGGUUCUUGACCUUAUUCACUUCUUUGCCCUGCUGGGAUACAGUUUUGGCAAUAUGGGACCUUAUUAUGCUUAAAGGAAUAUCUGCUGUAUUCGGUGCAGGUUUGUGCAUUAUGCAACUUCUUGAGUCCCGAUUGUUGGAAAUGUCAGACUUGAUACUUUUGCCUACUCUUCUGCGAGUUCCUGUUGAUGUCUGCAAAUACUGCAUUUUCGUUCCAGUCUUGUGGAAAAAUGAAAUAUAUCAGUGGGAGAUUGACUGCAUGGAAAGUCUGGUUCUUGAGGAGGAGGCAGCUCAGUGUCUUGAAGAACGGAAGAGAAAGAAAACACCUCACAAAUUGUCCCAGUUCUUUAAAGAAAAAAAACAAACGUUUUUGCCCGUUUCCCAGCAAAAAGAGUCUAAACAGUCUACUAACAGAGCUCCAGAUGGAUUCUCAAAGACCAUCUUCUCAAAAUUACUCAGAGCAGCUCAACGUUAUUUGGGAGAUCCUACCCCAGCUGCUGAAUCCCGACAGAAAAAGACGACGACUCCACACAGAGGUUUUCUUGUCCGAAACUACUCAAGACGACGUUCUUCUACAUCUUCUAGUAAAGGGCAGAUAUGGGUCAGAAAAAAUCGGCAGAACAGCUUUAAGGAAAGUAAACGCAAAGCUAGCACCCAAGGUCUAGCAGCCACAGAGUCAGAAACAUCUGCUGUAGUCUCAGUUGGAAACACGGUAGAAGAAUGUAACAAAGGUUCAGACAUGGAGAAGAAAAUGACAAGAGGUUCCAAAAGGCUAAAUGUCAAGAGAUGUCCAAGCCAGAGUGGCCUUACCAAAUCACAAAAGCUCUAUAGGAACAAGGAGCUAUUAUCACCAUUGAAAGCUUAUCAAACCAAGCAGGCCAGUUUAAAAGUAAUGGCAGAUGCAAGUGAGUCAAACUUGGAAAGUGCUAAAAACUGAGCCAGAAGCUGUCACUAGAUAUUGGCCUCCUAACAAGAGAAUGAGUGCCUCGAAGAGUCCUGUGGAAUCACAGCUAAUAGCUGCAAGAGUCAAGUAACAAAGUUUACAUUUAAAUUGGCCACAGAUAUGGAAACUGUAAGAACAAUCUCUGUUUUGUUGUUAAAUGUGCACUGUAACCAUAUAGGGUCCCCUGAGGCUGCUGCCUUGAGUGACUGUAAGAUGUACAGUACUGGGAAACUCUCAUCCUGAACUGAAAAUUAGCAGAGACAAGAAAGAUCGAGAGUGAAUGAGUGAUGGCAACUUGAUUGCCAUGUUCUGUAUUAUGCUGCCUUUAGCAACCUCUUUCGUGAUAACAUUAUUGCUCAAGACAUGCAGUGUAUUGUGAGCACUGCGAGCAAGGAGUUGUCAUUCUGCUAAGCACUCAUUCAUUCCCAGCACAAAGGAUACUCCAGGGAGUUUUACUUUCUUAAUGCACCUAUUGCCUCUUCUUUCUUCAAAGAGAAACCCCUUAUUUCAGGAUGUCAUCAUGCAUUUAGAGAAGAUGAUUUAUUUUAAUUAGUAUUUUACUACAAUGUUAUUAAAGCAAAGCAGAAGUUAUUUAUUGUUAAUAUUUCAUUAUUAGUACAGUAAAUAGUUACUCGUGUAAUUGAGUAGUUGGACUGGUUCACAUGGUCUGUCUCGGAAAUAUUCAAUUA